Messenger RNA from Protopolystoma xenopodis, 213 nucleotides. NCBI's taxonomy places the organism in Eukaryota, Metazoa, Platyhelminthes, Monogenea, Polystomatidea, Polystomatidae. The record is from the annotation of a GenBank genome assembly.
AUGACUCGGCCACGUAAUUGGGGCAAAUGUACCGGUGGCAGACUGUGCAAAAGCGGGUCCACAUCGUGUAGAACCGGCUCGGAGAAGCAGAACAAGUGGAUCGGGCACUUUCAGGCCCAGGCCGAGACUGCGCCUUCUGGACAGUCUCCCUUUAUUUUGCACAAGCCAUAUGGGCGCACAAGGAGGGCCUGUAUCGAUCGGGGCCGUCUUUAG